AUAUACUAAAUGGUCGUCAUAAAUUCAAAGGAUAUAAAAGGACACAACCGGAGGGUGGCUUCACCGGAUGGGAGCAAAAAGAGAAGCAGAACGACGAUGGGAGAGAGCGGAAGAGUUUUAACGGAGCCGCCGGCGGAUCACCGCCACAACCUCACCGCCAAUUCUACCGCCGAUAACAAUAAUAUUAAUAUUAAUAACAAUAAUCAUAACUCAAUUCCCCAUGCUCCGCCACCGACCGAUCGCCCCGUACGCGUCUACGCCGACGGGAUCUAUGAUCUAUUCCAUUUCGGCCAUGCUCGCUCUCUCGAACAAGCCAAGAAAUCGUUCCCUAACACGUACUUGCUGGUGGGAUGUUGCAACGAUGAAACCACGCACAGGUUUAAGGGUAAAACUGUCAUGACCGCGGAGGAGCGUUAUGAGUCCCUCCGCCAUUGCAAGUGGGUUGAUGAAGUUAUUCCGGGUGCCCCUUGGGUGAUAAAUCAGGAAUUCCUUGACAAGCACCGGAUUGAUUUUGUUGCCCAUGAUGCUCUUCCUUAUGCUGAUGCUAGUGGAGCUUCAAACGAUGUAUAUGAAUUUGUGAAAGCUGUUGGGAGAUUCAAAGAGACAAUGCGUACUGAAGGAAUUUCAACUUCAGACAUUAUAAUGAGGAUAGUUAAAGAUUAUAACCAAUAUGUCUUGCGCAAUUUGGAUCGUGGAUAUUCGAGGAAGGAACUUGGAGUCAGCUUCGUAAAGGAAAAGCGCCUGAGAGUGAAUAUGAGAUUGAAGAAGUUACAGGAGAAAGUUAAGGAACAUCAAGAGAGAGUGGGAGAAAAGAUUCAAACUGUUGCAAAAUCGGCCGGUAUGCAUCGCAACGAGUGGAUUGAGAAUGCUGAUCGGUGGGUUGCUGGGUUUCUUGAGAUGUUUGAGGAGGGUUGCCAUAAAAUGGGAACUGCCAUAAGAGAUCACAUUCAAGAAAGGUUAAUAGGGCAGCAGCAAAGAGCCCUGCUGCGAAAUGGUAGUAAAGAUUACGAUGGUGAUGAUGAAGAUGAUGAAUACUAUUAUGAUGAAGAGGACGAGGAUGAUGAUGAUGAUGAUGAGGAAGAUGAAUCUGAAGAAGAUGAUGAGUAUUAUGACGAUGUGGAGUGCCAUUAAGUUACAGACCUAAAGAAAUGACAUGACUUUAGGACGUAAAUAUAGCAAUACUCUUUUCAUAACCGUUUUAAGUAAACUACUAUAUCUUGUGGUAUUAAGAAUUGUAAUUAAUAUACAGCUUUUUAAAUAAAUACUAUUAACUGGAAAAA
This is a messenger RNA of Ipomoea triloba (trilobed morning glory), 1280 nucleotides long. Its product is annotated as choline-phosphate cytidylyltransferase 2-like. The record is from RefSeq and is a predicted model, not a curated record. Bases 10 to 1131 code for a protein of 373 amino acids. The transcript has 8 exons. NCBI's taxonomy places the organism in Eukaryota, Viridiplantae, Streptophyta, Magnoliopsida, Solanales, Convolvulaceae. Gene Ontology annotation, molecular function: phosphatidylcholine binding; choline-phosphate cytidylyltransferase activity. Gene Ontology annotation, biological process: CDP-choline pathway.